AUGGCUGCAGUAUCUACACGAUUCGCUCCUCUGCCACUUACACCGUGUCAAUCAUCUCACCAAGCUUUUACUUCUUACACAGACUUCGAAGAGCCCGAAAAUUACUCGCUCGACGACUUUGUCCGGGACGUAAAAGCCCAUCUCGGUGAGGAGGGUGGCAUUGGCUGCGAGGAUAUAGAUGAGGACUACCUCAUUUCCUUGGCCAAGAAAUACACAUCAAACCCUAACGACUGGGCACGCUAUUAUCACAACUGCCCAGAAAAGAACUACACACGCAAUGCAAUUGUCAACAUCAACCACAAGGCCAAUAUUCUCUUAUUAGUCUGGAACCCCGGAAAAGGAUCACCAAUUCAUGACCACGCCAAUGCCCACUGUAUCCUCAAAGUGCUGGCAGGCGAGUUGACAGAAACCAUCUACAACAUGCCCGAGAAGGGUUGUGAGGAGCGUCCUCUAUCAAUCAAGAGCGCCAAUACCCACCAAGCCGAUCAAGUCACAUAUAUCUCAGACGACAUUGGUCUUCACCGGGUACAUAACCCUCAUCCUACCCAAGUGGCUGUUUCUUUGCACAUAUACACGCCGCCAAAUGCAGCUGAUAUCGGAUAUAAUGUCUUCGACGAGUCCACGGGUCGUGCAAGCUUUAUGGCAAAAGCCGAAGCUCGCUAA
Messenger RNA from Fusarium musae, 663 nucleotides. RefSeq lists its product as uncharacterized. Gene Ontology annotation, molecular function: cysteine dioxygenase activity; ferrous iron binding. Lineage: Eukaryota; Fungi; Ascomycota; Sordariomycetes; Hypocreales; Nectriaceae. The transcript is spliced from 3 exons. The record is from RefSeq and is a predicted model, not a curated record. Bases 1 to 663 code for a protein of 220 amino acids. Gene Ontology annotation, biological process: L-cysteine catabolic process.